Leptinotarsa decemlineata (Colorado potato beetle) is the source of this 814-nucleotide messenger RNA. It is a transcript of the gene nAChRa10, whose product is annotated as nicotinic acetylcholine receptor alpha 10 subunit. Gene Ontology annotation, molecular function: transmembrane signaling receptor activity; extracellular ligand-gated monoatomic ion channel activity. Lineage: Eukaryota; Metazoa; Arthropoda; Insecta; Coleoptera; Chrysomelidae. The record is from RefSeq and is a predicted model, not a curated record. Gene Ontology annotation, biological process: monoatomic ion transmembrane transport. Gene Ontology annotation, cellular component: membrane.
CAUCAGUUCUGUGGCAGAUUCAUGGCUACCAACAUGAUAAAAUCCAAAAUAAUUUUUGUGCUAAUGUUAUUUCAGUAUCCGUACGUUAAAUCGGCUCAAUCUGGGUUUACAACAACGAAAUUAAGUCCACAGCCUCUCUGGAAUUCUACUCACACAGAUAAAUUGCGUCAAGAUCUCCUGCUCAACUAUGAUAAAUUUGCAAGGCCGUCUCAACACUUCAACGCAACUCAGGUCCGUUUAGGAAUGUCCAUCAAACAUAUCGAAGUCAACGAGUUGAAAUCCUCACUCACGGUUUAUUGCUGGCUUCGACUGGUUUGGAACGAUGAAAAACUAAAAUGGAACCCCGAAGAAUAUGGAAAUUUAUCGGUAUUGCAUUUAGCUGAGCACGAAGUUUGGCAACCUGAUAUAUAUUUAUAUAAUGGAGCGACAACUACUGCCAUCAACCACUUUGGAAACACCCACUGUCUCGCGUAUCCUUCAGGAGAAAUUUUAUGGGUUCCCCCAGCACAAUUCACAGUCCUUUGCAGCCUGAAUUUGAGGUAUUGGCCUUUUGACACUCAAAAAUGCUACUUGAAAUUUGGUUCGUGGACCUAUUCUGGAGAUCAACUGGAUAUUACUAACUACAAUAAUAACUCAGAAGUUGAGCUAGAGUUGCUUAUCGACAAUUCGGAAUGGAAGAUCACGAAAGCGGAACAGAAAAUUGUUAGUACAUACUAUGAGUGUUGCCAGGAACCUUAUCCGGACUUUACGGUUUAUCUAACGCUGGAAAGGAUAUCGCCAUCUUAUAGUUCUAUUAUAGUGACACCCGCAUUUG